Messenger RNA from Halichondria panicea, 690 nucleotides. Its product is annotated as rRNA N6-adenosine-methyltransferase METTL5-like. The record is from RefSeq and is a predicted model, not a curated record. NCBI's taxonomy places the organism in Eukaryota, Metazoa, Porifera, Demospongiae, Suberitida, Halichondriidae. Bases 1 to 654 code for a protein of 217 amino acids. The transcript has a single exon. Gene Ontology annotation, biological process: methylation. Gene Ontology annotation, molecular function: methyltransferase activity; nucleic acid binding.
AUGGCAACUGUAAGGUUGAAACGAAUUGAACAUGAUCUUGAAGGUUUGAAAUCAUUCACCAAUCCAGACGUGAGACUUGAGCAGUACCAGACUCCUGCACGGUUUGCUGCUGAACUUUUACAUUACAUUGAUAUUACUGAUGGUAUUGCCGGUAAAACCGUUUUAGACUUAGGCUGUGGUUGCGGUAUUCUAGGAUUUGGUUGUGUACGUCUCGCGGCAGCAAAAGUUGUAGGGGUUGAUAUCGAUGAUUCAGCACUAUCCAUUGCUAUUGAAAACAAGGAAGAUGUUGGAUUAGAUGACGAUACAAUAUUUUUUCUGAACAACGAUGUUAUAAACAUUGAAAAAAGUGAUUUUUCACAUUCCGAUAUGGUUAUCAUGAACCCCCCUUUUGGAACAAAAAAGCAACCAAAAGUAGACGAAAAGUUUGUGGUUAAGGCACUAGAACUUGCUGAUAUUGUGUACUCGGUACAUAAAUCAUCUACACGUCACCACUGGGGAACUAUAGCUGAGCAAUGGAAGGAGAAGUUGGGCUGGAACAUUAAAGUACAAACUUGCAUAGCUGGUCAACGUUUCACGAUUCCCAGAAUGUACAAGUUCCAUAAAAAGCAAGAGCAAGAAGUUUUAGUAGAUUUGAUGCGCUUUUGUCACCAAUGAUGUGAUUAUGUGAUUUUUCACUGCAUGUUGGCAUAA